Molecule: messenger RNA, 3180 nt
Organism: Penicillium cosmopolitanum
Lineage: Eukaryota; Fungi; Ascomycota; Eurotiomycetes; Eurotiales; Aspergillaceae
Product: putative Patatin-like serine hydrolase
Exons: 5
Coding region: 1-3180 (1059 amino acids)
Biological process (GO): arachidonate metabolic process
Cellular component (GO): membrane
Molecular function (GO): molybdenum ion binding; pyridoxal phosphate binding
Source: RefSeq, a predicted model, not a curated record
AUGCAGAUCAGUCAGCUCUACGUAUACCCCAUCAAGUCCCUACGAGCAACGCCCGUAACCGAGGGCGUCCUAUCACCGCUCGGCCUAGAAUAUGACCGACGCUUCAUGCUCCUCAAAGUCGAGGACGGGGAAGAUGGCAAAGGCAAAGGAACCCUAAAGAAUAUGCAUGUCCCACACUUCCCCGAAAUGGCCCUCUUCGAAACAGCCCUGGACAUGCCAACUGCAGAAGAUGAAGGUCGAGUAAGGGUUACAUAUCACCCUCCUCCUCACGCAGAAGGAUCCAGACCAAGCGAAACGAAAUACUUAGAAAUCCCCCUCGAACCAAACGUGGACUCUCUAUCCCGCUUCACGGUUACGAUGCACCAAAGCCCGACGACGGGGUAUAAUAUGGGUUCCGCUUAUAAUGACUGGUUCAGUGAGUGUUUCGGAUACCCAGUUGUCCUGGCUUAUUUGGGUGUCAAUACUCGUGGGGUAUUGGGGACUCUGGCACCGGCUAAAGCCAAGAAUAACGGGAAGAAGAAGAAAGGUGGAUGGGCGCGGUAUGAAGAUUUGUUGGCGGGGUUAGAGUCAGUAGGCAGUGGGACUGGACCGUCUGUUUUGGAGAAAUUGCUUGUCCCGAUUUGUGCUCUUGCGAUUGGUGUUUCUGGGGUGUCGUAUGUUGUUGGGCAAUUUGAGCAUGGGAUCGCUACUAACAACACUUACGAUUCUAUGUCGACAUCAAUGGUUAUUCUAGCCGGUAUAGUGACAACUGCAUUGGCGCUAGCGGGUAGUAUUAUGAUUUACAUUUUUGGAAAAAGCCUUCGCACAACCAAAUACGAAGACCGAAUUACAUUCGCCGACUGUGCGCCGUUUCUCGUUAUAUCCGAGACUUCGGUGAAUAAUGUCUCGGGGAGAUUACCAGCCGGCGAAGAGAUGGAUCGAACGAAGUUCCGGCCGAAUAUUGUUAUAUCUGGCGCGGAGUCUGCGUUUGAAGAGGACUUUUGGACGGAGUUGGCUAUUGGGUCGAAUCGGAUUCGGUUAUUGUUGACGGGGAAUUGUGUUCGGUGUCAAAGUCUUAAUGUGGAUUAUCGGACGGGGCGGAUGGGGGAUGGUGAGUCCGGGACUGUGUUGAAGAAGUUAAUGAAGGAUCGGAGGGUGGAUCGUGGGGCGAGGUUUAGUCCUGUGUUUGGGCGGUAUUCGUUUUUGGAUCGUGGGUUUGAUGGGGAGGAGGUUAGGGUGGGUGAUGUGGUUGAGGUGGUGGCGCGGGGUGCGGAACGUUCGGUGCUAGACACCACCAAGGGUCCGCCGUUACGGAUCCUCUCCCUCGAUGGAGGCGGUGUCCGCGGCUACUCCAUGCUCAUUAUUCUUCAGGAACUUAUGUACCGAACCUAUGUCGAGUGCGAGGGCAAACCGCCUCGUCGCGACCAGAUCCCUAAACCCUGCGAUCAUUUCGACUUGAUCGCGGGUACUGGCACGGGCGGUUUGAUCGCCAUCAUGCUCGGCCGGCUCCGCCUGGACCUCGAAACCUGUAAAGAGGUCUACGUCCGCAUGACUCGCAAAGUUUUCGAAACCGAUAAGACAAUCGCCGGUAUCCCCUAUCGCUCGACUUUAUUCAAGGCCUCGAAGCUGGAAGAGGCGAUUCGGGAAUGCGUGCGCGAACAUACGGUGUGGGAGGCGGAGGGGAAUGAUAUGCCCGGCAACACCAACAAUAACAACACCGACCCCAGAUCCUCCAUGGCGAGUCUUCCAUAUAGUCCUCCCAACUCUGUUCCGCAGCGCUCGGUGAGCAGAGGAAGUUUCAGUACUUCGGGCCAGUCAUAUUCUCAGGCGCAGAACAAUAAUCCAAGAGGCUCUACUUUUCUGAAUGGUUUGCGCUGGGGGAAUCCGGAGGCGUUGCUAUAUGAUAAUCGGGAAAAUCGGACGAAAACUGCCGUUACGGCUCUCUAUAAGGGCACCCCGAAGAAUUCGCCUGCGGUGCUUCUACGUUCCUACGACUCCCGCCGUGAACCCCCGCCCGAGUUUGACUGUACGAUUUGGCAAGCCGGCCGUGCUACAUCGGCCACUGGUCUUGCUUUCAAGCCAAUCCGAAUUGGACAACAUAACUUUAUCGACGAGGGCCCCGGAACCUACAAUCCGGCACCACAGAUUCUCGAGGAGGCAGUUGUCAACGAGUGGCCUGGUCGAGAGGUUGGGGUUUUCGUUAGUAUCGGUACCGGUAGACGGCCGUCAGGAACCAAUAACCGACAACAUGAAUGGUGGGAGGAUUUCUUUGGCGAUGCGCUGGGUACAUUUGCCGAGGCGCGGCGACGACUUAUCACGAAGAUCGAGGGUUGCGAAGAUAUUCACCAGCAAAUGCUGCGAGACAUUCUUGCUAAGCGCCACGUCAGUAAGGACGUCUACUGCCGUCUCAAUGUCGAGGUGGGCGUUGGAGAAUUCGGCAUGAACGAGUGGAACCGACUGGCGGAUAUCAGCACCAACACCCGACGAUACCUCUCCCGACCGGAGGUCAAGAAGCAGAUCCUCGAUUCGAGCGUCCGCUUUGCCAAGAUCGAGCGCAUGAACAAGCGCAUGGCUGCACACGCGGCGGCGGGCGGAGAUCGGGAUGACAUGUCGUUUGACCUCGAGCGCGAGGAGAUCUCCGUCUCAACCCACGCCGAGGAGUACACGGUACCGCCGCCCUCGAACCAGUUCGCCGUUGAGCUACCCGCCGAGCCUGUACCGCUGGAUCAUUUUCCCCGCCCACCUACCCAUGGCUCGCCCCGGAUCCCGACCAGCGUCACGGUAACAGCACCACCGGGCGACGACUCACUCCCAGUUCAUCCCACACCUCAGGAUAACAGUAACAACCACAACCACAACCACAAUCACAUGCCGACGUCUCCGACUCGACACUCCAGUGGCGAGGUUAGUAGUUUCCGCCCGAGCCACGAGUACUCUCGGCCUUCGUCGCAACAGCAGAGCUCCCCGCAUCAUAGCGCCGAGCAAUUCUCCGCGCUCAAUGGGAUGCCUCCUCCCGUACCACCCAAGACGCCUAUCCCGUACCCAUCGACCGAUGAUAACGGGGGAGUGUCGAUGCCAGCGCCGCUCUUCUCUCAACCGUCACCUCAUUUAUCGAGUGGCAAGGUCCGACCGCCGUACCCUGUUGAUGAGGCACCACCGGUGGUCAACCGCCAACGAAAGCCAAGCUACCACGUGGGGUGA